Molecule: messenger RNA, 1438 nt
Organism: Aphanomyces invadans
Lineage: Eukaryota; Oomycota; Saprolegniomycetes; Saprolegniales; Verrucalvaceae
Exons: 4
Coding region: 1-1374 (457 amino acids)
Source: RefSeq, a predicted model, not a curated record
AUGGGGAGAAGGAGAAGGAACCCCAAGAAGAAGUCUAAUGAGACGUCGGACGACGACAACAAAAAGACCAAGAAGUUCAAGGAAGGCGAAAAAGUGGAGGCACAGUACAAGGGCAAGUCCAAGUUCUACCCUGGUGUGAUCGCAAGAUGCAGGCUCAACGGCACCUACGACAUUGACUACGAUGACGGCGAAAAGGAAAAAGAGGUGGCUGCUGACCUGAUUCGGUCCAAGGAGUCAUCGUCACCCAAGAAGAAAAAGCCCGACGACACUUCUGAAGACGAGAAGAAGCCCAAAAAAUUCAAGGAGGGCGAAAAAGUUGAAGCCCAGUACAAGGGCAAGUCCAAGUUCUAUCCAGGUGUAAUCUCGCGUGCGCGGCUGAACGGGACGUACGACAUUGAUUACGACGACGGGGAAAAGGAAACCGGGGUGGCCGCGGAUUUGAUUCGAUCAAAGGAGAAAUCUUCCCCAAAGAAGAAGUCAUCCGACGACUCUGCCGAUGAAAUCAAGUCGAAGAAGUUCAAAGAAGGCGAGAAGGUGGAAGCGCAGUACAAGGGCAAGUCCAAAUUUUAUCCUGGUGUGAUUUCAAGAUGCCGUUUGAAUGGAACGUACGACAUCGACUACGACGAUGGAGAGAAGGAGAAGGAAGUCGACGCAAAGCUGAUUCGAUCGAAGGAAUCGUCGUCGCCCAAGAAGAAGAGCGGGGGCGACUCAGACGACGAUGGCAAGAAGUCGAAAAAGUUUAAGGAAGGUGAAAAGGUCGAAGCGCAGUACAAGGGCAAGUCCAAGUCGAACGGGACGUACGACAUUGAUUACGACGAUGGGGAGAAGGAGAAGGAAGUCGCGGCCAAGUUGAUCCGGUCUCGUGAAAAGGCGAGCAGUCCCAAAAAGAAGAGUGAGGAAGAGUCUGACCUUAUUCACGGAAGCGCCAAGAAGUUCAAGGAAGGCGAAAAAGUGGAGGCGCAAUACAAGGGUAAAUCCAAGUUCUAUCCUGGUGUGAUAUCCAGGGCGCGACUCAAUGGCACCUACGAUAUUGACUACGACGAUGGAGAGAAAGAGACAAGCGUUGCCGCCGAAUUGAUUCGCUCGAAGGCAUCGACGACAUCGAAGAAACCCGAAUCUUCCUCGGAAAGCUAUCGCGUUGGAACUAAAGUCGAAGCAUUGUACAAAGGAAAAACGGAGUGGUUCAAAGGCACGAUCUCGAAAGACCACGGCGACGGACGUUACGACAUUGAAUACGACGACGGCGACAAAGAAAUGAAAGUUCCUACCAAGUUAAUUCGUCCUGUGAAGAGCGCUGGCGGCGGUGGUCGUGCGAACUUUCAAAAGCUAGUUGGCUCGACCAAGAAGUCCAAGAGCGGAAACAGUUCCGACUAGUAGCGUUAGUUCGACAUACAUAUAUGUGUACCAGUGUGUCAUGUGCAACAUCUCAACAUCCCAU